Fulvia fulva is the source of this 1929-nucleotide messenger RNA. RefSeq names its product BTB/POZ domain-containing protein 3. Gene Ontology annotation, molecular function: protein binding. The record is from RefSeq and is a predicted model, not a curated record. Bases 1 to 1929 code for a protein of 642 amino acids. Lineage: Eukaryota; Fungi; Ascomycota; Dothideomycetes; Mycosphaerellales; Mycosphaerellaceae. Gene Ontology annotation, cellular component: cytoplasm; ubiquitin ligase complex. The transcript has 6 exons.
AUGGCCGACCUCAAAUCAAAGCCUCAAAUCGAGAAGGCACUAUACGAGGAGAGGCAAGACAUAUCCUCCGGCCGUCUUAAAGAGGAAAAUCCCUUAGACCUCAGUGGCGACUUCAGAAAGUUCUGCGAGGCGUGCAGAAGAGGUGACCUUAGAGUAUGUCAGGAACAGAUCAGCAAAGGAGUCAACAUCAACGCCCGCGACGAAUACGACUACACGCCUCUGAUUCUGGCAUCACUAUGUGGUCACUACGAAGUUGCGCAGAUGCUUUUAGAACAAGGUGCCCUAUGUGAAAGAGACACGUUUCAGGGCGAGCGGGCACUUUACAACGCGCUGAACGACCGACUACGGAAUCUGCUGCUGCAAUACGACUACAGCAAAUCGACAGAUCCAUUGCAACCUCUUGCAGCCCACAUCACCAGCUUGCUCACGCGUGAAAUUCCGAAAACGGCAGACAUCACGGUACAGACUGGUGACGUCCAAUACGACCUUCAUAAGUUCAUUCUAAGCGCACGAAGUCCUUACUUUGCGCAAAAGCUGGCCGCUGCACCGGAGACGACUCACUGGAAGUCUUCCAACGCUAUCGCUGCACAGUCUUUCGAGACAUGCAUACGGUAUCUGUACCUGGGCGAUGUCUCGGCGAAUCUAGGAGAUGGUGAGGAGGAGCAAGCUAUCUUGACUGGCAUAGACAAGAUCAGCAGGCAGCUCGAGGUACCUGAGGUGUUUGAAGAUAUCCUGGCCUCUGGUGACAGACGGCAGACGCGCCAGAGACGAGAAGAUGGUGUUCGAAAAGGACGAAAUCAGCUGGCAACAUGGUUCCAGAACAACGUCCUACGGUAUAAACUCAAAGUGGAUAGCGACAAGACCGACCACGUGAUGUGGGACAAAGACAACGGUAUAUUUGCUGACGUACUGUUGCGAGCCGAUGAGGAUCUUGAAGACGAACCAGAAACACAGCCAACAACGACAGUCAGGCAAACCGAAGGGCCACUGAACGGAAUUCCGGUAGGACACUUUCAGAAUAGCGCUUCGCGAUCUCCAUCACAACAGCGCAAGCCAAAGCACUCCGUGCUCUUCCCAGCGCAUCGAGCCAUGUUGCUACGCUCGGAAGUCUUUGCCACAAUGUUUGCAUCGCCUUUCAAGGAAGGACAAGAUAGUAAGCACCUACAGAUCGUACUAGUCGAUUGUUCGCCCGAGGUCCUCGAGAUUAUCUUAACGUUCCUCUAUACCGAGAAGGCCGACUUUCCACUACACGUUGCGCUUGAAGUGCUCACAGCGGCAGACAUGCUGUUUAUCGAGAAGCUCAAGCAACGAGCCGCGCUAUUGAUUAGCACGCUCGGCAAUGGCAACGCGAGCAUCGUCGAAGCAGAAAAUCCACGAGGCGAGACCGUGGCCGAAGAGGACUUGGACAUCUACGACGUACUGCGCGCUGGUUGGGAUACACGGGUACAUCGCCUGGAAGAGUUUGCCGCUCGGUACAUCGCCUAUCGGCUGGAGCAGUACAUCGACCAGCCUGAAUUCAGAGACUUGGUGAAGGAAUCGGCGUCACGAAUCUCGCGUCGCGAGGAGACUGACACCAUUGAGCUCAUCGAUGACAUACGUUGGUACUUGUCAGAACGAUUUAGGUUACGCUUCGAGGAUGCAGGGCUAGAUGAGAUGAUGGACGAAAGCGAACAGACCACAGACCUGGCUGCCCAGGUAGGGAAUUUGAAGGUGCAGGAAGACGAAGGCGUAGAUGUUCGAUCUGGUACUACACCACCUCACGAACAGCUCGUUAACGCUGGUGGUGCUGAGCAGCUGGAAGGGCAAACGAUCAUCCGAACACUUGAUGGCGAGAUCGCAGGUGACGAGUUCACUCAGGAUGCGCUGAACUACCAGAUCUUGCUUGGAAAGAUUGACGCUCUGGUUGAAGGCCUUGGGUACGAUGCGUAG